This is a messenger RNA of Myotis lucifugus (little brown bat), 1968 nucleotides long. RefSeq names its product 6-phosphofructo-2-kinase/fructose-2,6-biphosphatase 1 (gene PFKFB1). Gene Ontology annotation, molecular function: ATP binding; 6-phosphofructo-2-kinase activity; fructose-2,6-bisphosphate 2-phosphatase activity. Gene Ontology annotation, cellular component: cytosol; 6-phosphofructo-2-kinase/fructose-2,6-biphosphatase complex. Gene Ontology annotation, biological process: fructose metabolic process; fructose 2,6-bisphosphate metabolic process. The transcript has 14 exons. The record is from RefSeq and is a predicted model, not a curated record. Lineage: Eukaryota; Metazoa; Chordata; Mammalia; Chiroptera; Vespertilionidae. Bases 272 to 1687 code for a protein of 471 amino acids.
UCUUGGAGUUCAAAGGCCUCUACUGACCUCUACCCAACCUCUCCCUCUCUGCACCCAAGUCCCCACUGCUACAUACAGGACCAAAGGCAGGCAAGGACUAGGAAAAAGGAGAGGAGGCUGGAGACAGGCUGCCAGAGGGCUCAGCUCACUUCCCUGUCCCAACGCUGUCCACCUAUUGCUGUGGCCACAGCAACAGAAGAGACAGAUAGCAGGACAGGAAGUGAGGCCCGGUACCUUGUGGACAGUGGUGUCAUUAGCUGUGACAUCUAAGAUGUCUCGAGAGAUGGAAGAGCUCACCCAAACAAGGUUACAGAAGAUCUGGAUUCCACACAGCAGCGACAGCAGUGGGCUGCAACGGAGGAGGGGCUCAACCAUACCCCAGUUUACCAAUUCCCCCACAAUGGUGAUUAUGGUGGGUUUACCAGCUCGAGGAAAGACUUACAUCUCUACGAAGCUCACCCGAUAUCUGAACUGGAUAGGAACACCAACUAAAGUGUUUAAUUUAGGCCAGUAUCGACGAGAGGCAGUUAGCUACAAGAACUACGAAUUCUUUCUUCCAGACAACAUGGAGGCCCUACUUAUCAGGAAGCGGUGUGCUCUGGCAGCCCUGAAGGAUGUUCAUGAUUAUCUCAGCCGUGAGGAGGGCCACGUUGCGGUUUUUGAUGCCACCAACACUACCAGAGAACGACGGUCACUGAUUUUGCAGUUUGCCAAGGAACAUGGUUACAAGGUGUUUUUCAUUGAGUCCAUCUGUAAUGACCCUGGUAUCAUUGCAGAAAACAUCAAGCAAGUGAAACUCGGCAGCCCUGAUUACAUAGACUGUGACCGAGAAAAGGUUCUGGAAGACUUUCUAAAAAGAAUUGAAUGCUAUGAGCUCAAUUACCAACCCCUGGAUGAUGAACUGGACAGCCACCUGUCCUACAUCAAGAUCUUCGACGUGGGCACACGCUACAUGGUGAACCGAGUGCAGGACCACAUCCAGAGCCGCACAGUAUACUAUCUUAUGAACAUCCACGUCACACCCCGCUCCAUCUACCUAUGCCGGCAUGGUGAGAGUGAACUCAACCUCAGAGGCCGCAUUGGAGGUGACUCUGGCCUCUCAGCUCGGGGCAAGCAGUAUGCUUAUGCCCUGGCCAACUUCAUUCAGUCCCAGGGCAUCAGCUCCCUGAAAGUGUGGACCAGCCACAUGAAGAGGACUAUCCAGACAGCUGAGGCCCUGGGCGUCCCCUAUGAGCAGUGGAAGGCCCUGAAUGAGAUUGAUGCGGGUGUCUGUGAGGAGAUGACCUAUGAAGAAAUCCAGGAACAUUACCCUGAGGAAUUUGCACUACGGGACCAAGAUAAAUAUCGCUACCGCUAUCCCAAGGGAGAGUCCUACGAGGAUCUGGUUCAGCGGCUGGAGCCGGUUAUAAUGGAGCUAGAACGGCAGGAAAAUGUACUGGUGAUCUGCCACCAGGCUGUCAUGCGGUGCCUCCUGGCCUACUUCCUGGAUAAGAGCUCAGAUGAGCUGCCGUAUCUCAAGUGCCCUCUGCACACAGUGCUCAAACUCACACCUGUGGCUUAUGGAUGCAAAGUGGAGUCCAUCUACCUGAAUGUGGAGGCCGUAAACACACACCGAGAGAAGCCUGAGAAUGUGGACAUCACCCGAGAUCCUGAGGAAGCCCUGGACACUGUCCCUGCCCACUACUGAGCUCUCUCCAGGAAGUCAAACUACCUCUUUCCUGACUGUCUUCCACCUUUAGAAGCUUCUAUCCUUGCUCUUCUACACUUAGAAGACUUUGGAUUUGGUCUCACUGGGAGACCCUGCUUCCAAUGAAGAAGCCCUCGGCAGUUCCAAAACAGGUGUCGAUUUCUAGCUACAACCAAGGAGCUGUCUAGCUCUGGAUGAAACUUUUUCCUUAAUUUCCAUUCUCUGGUCAAUGAAAACUUCUCUUACUGCCUCUAAGUGGGGAGAGGUGGUCAUUGUGAGGC